Pseudomassariella vexata is the source of this 2016-nucleotide messenger RNA. RefSeq names its product amidase. NCBI's taxonomy places the organism in Eukaryota, Fungi, Ascomycota, Sordariomycetes, Amphisphaeriales, Pseudomassariaceae. The record is from RefSeq and is a predicted model, not a curated record. The coding region runs from base 249 to 1898 and encodes 549 amino acids. The transcript has 3 exons.
GUCAUAUUCUCCAAAUGGCAAGUCCAUGCAGUGUGAUUCUCCGCUUUCUCCAGAACGUCCAAUUGUCCGUCCCCAACCAAUAACCGCACUAGCCUGGGUAUAUACAGGAGAGUGAGACGGACGAGAUGAAAUAGGACCAAGUUGCAACCCCAUUCCCAUCACGUAGAAACUCGUUUACAACCUAGCCAUACAAUAUUAUAUCUCUGUCUAGUUCUCAGUUGAAGUCUUACAUCAAACCACUGUACAAGAUGACCGCCUCAGCCAAUCCCCUAGCUGGAAAGACAUGGAAAGAGCUUCAAGCGGCGAAACAGGCCGAACGCGCCUCUCGUAUCCCCGAAGAAUGGAAACUCAAACCCGAGCACUUCCCCCCUGAGGGCACAGUUGACAUGCGCCCCGUGGUGAAAACCUGUGGCAUUCUGUCGGAAAGAGAACUCAAAAUCACCGGUGAUGACUACGACGCCACCUCGCUCGCAGCAGCCGUGGCGGCGGGAGAAUACACCGCUCUCGAGGUGGUGACGGCCUUCUGUAAACGUGCGGCCGUUGGCCACCAGCUCUGCAACAUCCUGACCGAGAUCAUGUUCACGGAUGCGCUGGAGCAGGCUGCGAAGCUGGACGAGAUCUUCAAGUCGACGGGCAAGGUUGUGGGCCCGCUGCACGGCGUGCCCAUGACUUUUAAGGAGUGUUUCCACUUCAAGGGCUACGAUUCGACGAACGGGUACAUGGCAAGGGUUUUCCAGCCGUCGGACAAGACGUCGCCUUUGGCGGAGCUGGUGCAGGCUGCGGGGGCGGUGGUGAUUGCGAAGACGAAUGUGCCGCAGACUAUGCUGGUUGCGGACAGUCACAACAAUGUCUUUGGAAGGUCGAAGAACCCGGUGGUCAGUCAUUUGACGACGGGUGGGAGCAGUGGUGGAGAAGGGGCAGCGCAGGCGUUUCGGUGCAGUGCCCUGGGUAUCGGGACUGAUGUCGGGGGGUCCGUCCGCAUCCCCGCCGCAGCGAACGGUGUAUAUGGCUACAAACCCAGUUACGGAGUUAUACCCAUGACAGGAUACUCUUACUCGGGCUGGACGGGCUCCAACACCGGCAUCCCCGCCGUGACCGGCCCCAUCGGCCACUCCAUUCGCGAUCUCGCCUUCUUCACCAAAAUCGUCCGCGCCGCCAAGCCCUGGAAUUUCGACCCGGCCGUCAUCCCCAACAUCAUGGAACUUCCCCUGACCCGAGACCACAAACCCAUCGUUGGCGUCAUCCACCAGUCCGGCCUAAAGCCCCACCCGCCCAUCCGCCGCGGCAUCUCAGAAUCCGUCUCCAAGCUUCAAGCCGCCGGGUUCGAAGUCCGCGACUUCAAUCUGCCCGUCGACCUCCGCGCCGUGCGUACCAUUUCCGAACAGCUCUUCACUCUAGACGGGCUCUCGUACCCCCGAAAGGAAAUGGCCAAGACGGGUGAGCCUCCCGUGCCGAGUGUGCACGAAAUUGGGUUCUGGGAGCUGCCCCCCAAGACGCAGGAGGAGACGUGGGCGUGGAAUACGAAGAGGGGAGAGUUGGCCAAGGGGGUGUUGGAUGAGUGGGUCAGGGUAAGGUGUGAUGUUUUGCUCAUGCCGGUUGGGGCGCAUACAGCGGUGCCGCCGGGGAAGUGGACGAGUGACAUAUAUACCGUGGUUUGGAAUUGUGUUGAUUACCCUACGGUCAUUGUCCCCGUGGGAAAUGCGGACCCUGAAAAGGAUCCCAGGGAUGAGGAGUUCAAAGCGAUGCAUGAGGCGGAUGAGUCGAAUCAGGCCAUGUAUGAUCCCGCGAUCUAUAAAGGUGCCCCAAUCGCAGUGCAAAUUGUUGGACCGAGACUGGGGGAUCAGCAAUUGUUGAAGGAUGUGGAGAUGAUUGACGCGGUCCUGAACGGGAAUAAAUAGGCUGGUUUCAGAGGGACAUCAUGCGGAGACAAGUAUGGACAUAUCUCGCUUGUUUUGUAUCUAUAACGUAUUGCUUGGUUAUGUGUCAAGUAGUGAUCAGAUGGUGGGCUCGGUCAUC